AUGCUGCUGUUCUGGGGGUCACUGCUAUGCUGGGGGCUGCUGCCCCAGGCUCAAGGGAAGGCCCAACAUCUGCUCUACCUGCGAAUCAGCAAGAAUCAGCUGGAAACAGACAUUUCAGACCUAUUCUCGGAAAACCACAUCCUGGACCGCAUGGCCAGGAUUCCUGUGACAGGGCCCACCAGUGAAGGUGUCACCAUCCUGGACCACCUGCCCUUCGUAAAAGAAGGCCUCUCCAAGAAGAGCAGUGGGCUUGAUCUGUCCCUGGUCGGGGACCUGCUCUCAGGGAAGAGCCUUCCACUGCUGACGGAGCUGCUCCAGGCUGGCGGGCUGGUCAUAGAAGACGUCAAAGGACCUGAGGUUACCCUGCGUAUCCUGAGCGACAGCCUGCUGCAGGUCACUCUGCGAAGCAAACUGUACCUCUCGCUCCAGGAGGUACUACGGCUCAGAGUCCUCAAGAACAUUCGCAUUGGGGUACGGCUGGAACAGACGGGGAACAAGACCAAGGUGAUGUUAGAGGAGUGCCACACCCCACCGGGAUACCUAAGCAUCAAGGUCCUGGAACAGAUGAACCCCCUCCUCGCAAACGCAGCUCUGGAGUUGGUGACAAGCGUCCUGGAUGAGGCAUUGCCCUUCCUCCUGCAGAAGAUAGUGUGCCCCUUGGCCACGACCCUACUCAACUCACUGCUGGAAGACCUGCUGCAUGUCACUCUGCCCCCAGCCAUCUCAGGGCCGGAAGACUUCCAGUACUGUGUCACCACCACGGAGUUCACAGACGAGGCCAUCCUGAUGAAUGUUCGGCUUGUGACACCCUGCAGCCCCAGCCAGAGACCCCGAAGACCUGCCGGCCUGACCCCCCAACCCCUUCCAAAAUUAGCCCAAGGCAGUAUGGCGGACCUGGCUUUUAGGCUAGAAACCUACAAUGACAUCCUGUCCUGCCUCUACACCAGCAACGAGAUCCGAGUGGACCCCCAGGACUCCAAAGCUGCCAAGCUCAUUCAACUGUUGCCCCCAGGAGAGCAGGAGCCUGGGCCCCGGACUUCUAAGCAGUCCAGAGCAAGUGUGAGAGUGACCCUCAGCGCGCCCGACCCUCCCACUGUCCACAUUGAUGGCCACGCUGCCACCGUCACCCAGCCGGGCUCGCUGGUGCUGCUGGGGCCCGGCAACACCUCCUCUGUCUCCGUUUCCUGGAAUCUCCUUUCGAAAGCCGUGUUUUCAUCGAGAAAUCAGGAGUUAGAACUCCAGUUCACUCCAAACAGCACCACAGUCACCCUGGGCCCUUACCCUGCCGGCCUUGCAAAGCAGGAAAAACGUAUGGAGGCCCUUCUCGUAGAGCUUCUGAACACGCUAUUCUUGCCCUAUCACAACGAGCUGCUCAGAGAACAAAACCUCCCGCUGCCCAACGUCAAGGGCCUCUCCUUUGACCAGGCCCAAGUGGAGACCUCCAAGGGUUAUGUGCUACUGACUAUUCCAGAGGAACAGCCGGUUCUCACUGAAGGCCUGUCCCUCCCCUAA
Molecule: messenger RNA, 1512 nt
Organism: Neogale vison (American mink)
Lineage: Eukaryota; Metazoa; Chordata; Mammalia; Carnivora; Mustelidae
Exons: 15
Coding region: 1-1512 (503 amino acids)
Molecular function (GO): lipid binding
Source: RefSeq, a predicted model, not a curated record